This is a messenger RNA of Tetrahymena thermophila SB210, 1383 nucleotides long. RefSeq names its product C2H2-type zinc-finger protein. The transcript has 3 exons. The record is from RefSeq and is a predicted model, not a curated record. Gene Ontology annotation, molecular function: DNA-binding transcription factor activity, RNA polymerase II-specific; RNA polymerase II cis-regulatory region sequence-specific DNA binding. NCBI's taxonomy places the organism in Eukaryota, Ciliophora, Oligohymenophorea, Hymenostomatida, Tetrahymenidae. Gene Ontology annotation, cellular component: transcription regulator complex; PcG protein complex. Gene Ontology annotation, biological process: regulation of transcription by RNA polymerase II.
UUCUUAUUAUGGCGGAAAUAAUUAAUUAAUGUUAAUAUUUUGACAUCAAUAAAUAGAAAGAAAGCAUGCAAACAAGCAAAAAUUUAUUAAAUUAAAAUUUGUUUAUUAAGAUAUUAUUAGAUAAUUUAUUAAAAUGGAAAAUAUAUUAAAGAAUUAAUAGCAAAAAAAAUUGUGAAAAAGGAGGGAAGAAAAUAAAAAAGACAAUACUUGUAAGAGGAAGAGAAAGAAGAACUAAAUAAAUAAAAUUAAACUACAAUAUUAUAAGUUAUACCACAUCAAAUGGAAUUAGAAUCUUAAAAUUAAUCUAACUAACCUGAACAAUUAGACGAUGAAGCAGAUGAUAAUGAAAGGGAAUAGAAUUAUGAUGAAAAUCAAAAUAGUGACUAGUCUGAUGAUGAAGAAGAAAUCGAUGAAGAUUCAAAGCAAGAAAUGCAAAUUGAUGAAGAAGAGGAUGAAGAUGACAAUGAAGGAGAUUUGGACAACCAAGAUGGUUAAUAAAACAGUCAGAGUCAAAAAAAAAUGUCUAAAAUGAAUGAUUAAACAAAUGGAGAGAGUGAAUUCGAUAGAUCAAACUUUGAAAAAACUUAAGGUUAAACAUCUAAUCAACUAGAGAAUGAAAUGAGUGAAGAAGCAGUUGCAAUGAUUCCAAAAAAGGUUAAAAAAUGGGAAUUAGUUUGGGUAAGAGUUUAAAAUGUUUGGGACUUUCAUUCAGAUAUGUAUAUCCGUAAAUGGAUAUGUUCAAAUAAAAAGGAUGAUGGAAAUUCAGAAGUUAAUGGAAUAGCUAUAUAGGCACAUCCUCAACUUAAAGAUAGCACUAAAUAAAAUUCAACUUCAGCUAAUAAUGCCCAGGGAAGUAAUGGAUCUGCUGCUAAUCCAGAUAAAGCAGCAGCUGUUUCAGGUUCUUCUAAAGGAGAAAAUUCAGCUUAGUAAGGUGCAGGCGCUGGAAGUAACGGUUAAGGAGGUAGUUUAAAACCAAGAACAACUCCUAAAAGCAAAGAAAAAACUUAAGUUACAGUAUAAAAAGAAUACAAAUGUAAACAAGAAGACUGUGGUAAAGUAUUUUUAGAUUCAUCUGCUCUAAAAAAGCAUAUGCUAACCCACGGUGCCAAAAUGUAUGUUUGCUAAGUUGAAGGUUGUGGUAAGAGAUUUGUUGACAACUCAAAAUUAAGGAGACACUAACUUGUACACACAGGUGAAAGGCCAUUUAGAUGUGAAAUUUGUGGUAAAAGUUUUUCCCUUGACUUUAAUUUAAAGACUCACUUAAGGACUCAUACAGGUGAAAAACCAUACGUUUGUAAAUUCCCUGGUUGUGAUAAACGCUUUACUUAAUCCUCAAACCUUUCUGCUCAUGAAAAAUCUCAUUAUGUAAAAGAAAAGAGAUGA